This is a messenger RNA of Aethina tumida (small hive beetle), 2622 nucleotides long. It is a transcript of the gene tor, whose product is annotated as tyrosine-protein kinase receptor torso. Lineage: Eukaryota; Metazoa; Arthropoda; Insecta; Coleoptera; Nitidulidae. The coding region runs from base 123 to 2381 and encodes 752 amino acids. The transcript has 11 exons. Gene Ontology annotation, biological process: protein phosphorylation; multicellular organism development; positive regulation of kinase activity. Gene Ontology annotation, cellular component: signaling receptor complex. Gene Ontology annotation, molecular function: transmembrane receptor protein tyrosine kinase activity; protein binding; ATP binding. The record is from RefSeq and is a predicted model, not a curated record.
AACAGUGCGGCAGUGAUUAGAAAAUAUUUCACAGUCGUUCGUGGUUCUCUCUUGGGUUCAUUUGUAGUUGGUGUGAAUGGUGUGCCGCACAAUAAUAAUCAAUUUAUUUUUUCGAUUUCGAAAUGAUUAUUAUUCGAAAGAACUUGUUUAAUAUUGUUUUUGUACUAAGUGUUGCUUUUGAUGUAAUUUUUUGUGGUGCCGAUGAAUGUACAUUUUGCAAAAUUUACACGAAUGCCGACUGUAAAACUCCUCAACAUUAUGUAAAAGAUUUUCAUGGACAAAUCUUACAAUAUAUUGACCCACCGUUCCUCCACUGUGUGGAACAUGAUUUACUCCAUUUAAAUUGGAAGGCGGAAGGAGGAAACGCAUAUUUUUUGGAAAUUUUUGAUACUAAACAAAAUGAUACCAAAUAUUCACCAUUGAUCGCUUGUUCAUAUUACACAGUAAAAGGACUGUCCCAAGACACCCACUAUAAGAUUAAAUUAUGGAGCGUAUCAAUAGAAAAUGGAUCAAUCAUUUCUUUUAGUAAAAAUCUUUAUGUUAAAACACCAAUUAUGAAUGCCCCCCGAAAACCUGUGAAGAACUUUGGACUUAAGCAUUUUACGUUAGUUGGCAACGCUUAUGAUGCUUUGAUUCAAUGGACUACUUCAGAGGACAGAAAUUGCUACUUCGACAUUGUAUGGUUUGGGGAUGAGGAUUUAUCUGGUUUUAGACAGAUUCAAUUCACCGAUCCCGCUCAUAGGCAUGAAAUACUUCUAAAAAAUUUAACAUUAGGUAGCAAUAACUCAGUUGCUAUUAUGGCUAUAUCAGAAGAGAAUCGUAUGGAAAGCAACAAAACUUGGCUGCAUUUUUCUGUGCCCACAUGUUUAGAAAGUUUUAAGAGUUUGGACAUUUGUGCUCCAGCUACUCCCGAAAAUUUUACAGUUCAAGAGACUUUAGUAGAUUUCGUAGACGAUAAAGCGAUUUAUGACAUAAGCGUCAAAUGGGAGCAACCGAAUUAUACACCAGAUUUGUACAUCCUUCAUUUAGUUUCCAUCAGGGACAACAAGGCCUCAUCAAGUUAUUUUAAUAUAUCGGGUGAAGCCACUGAAACCAUUUUGAGAAGCGUCGAGAUAGGUUCCAGUUACCAAGUAUCUUUAAAAGCCAGAUCUAAAGCUGGUUUUAGCUUAUCAGCUUAUAAAUUCAAAAUGUUAAAUGGUCAUGCAGGACUUAAACCAAAGAGUUCGUGGACAAAAUUGAAGAUUACACUGGCCAUUGUGUGUCCAAUAAUUGCUAUAAUGGUUGGUUUGCUGUUGGUUAUUGUUUUCAAUCACUACUUUGUCAAAAGAAUUAAACCGGAACCCACAUGCCAGUAUUUCAAGGAAUUAGAGGGUACUGUGGGCGUUCCCGCCGAAGAAUAUGUGUUACAAGUGACGGACGAGUGGGAGCUAAAUCCGGAAAAGCUAACUUUCCAAGCAGUUCUGGGGGAAGGCGCUUUUGGAAUUGUCCGUAGAGCAUGCUUAGAAACCGAUGAAACGAACAAAGUAGAGGUAGCCAUCAAAAUGCUUAAAGAUUCCCCAUCACCUGAAGACUUAAAAGAAUUUCAUCGUGAAAUUGAAAUAAUGAAGAUGGUGGGAACACAUCCACAUCUGGUUUCCAUGAUUGGAUGUAUUACAACAAAUUCUCAUUUACCGCCACUUUUAAUCGUUGAGUACUGUGCAAAAGGCGACUUACAAUCUUUUUUGAGAAACAUUUGGGAAAAAAUUACAAACCAAGCUGGUGAAAAUGAAGUUAGGUAUGUAAAUCAACAAGGCAUGCAUUUUGAUAAUAAAUUGUACGACAUUGAUAAAGUAUUUGGAGACGAGUUCAAUAUUAAACCUAUUGAUUUGAUGUCCUUUGCUAGACAAGUAUCAAUGGGAAUGGAAUACCUUUCAAGUUUGAGAGUGCUUCAUAGAGACUUAGCGGCAAGAAACAUUUUAGUUUGCGAAGACUGCAGAACAAUAAAAAUUUCCGAUUUUGGUUUGAGCCGGGACGUUUACCAAAACAGUGUUUAUUGCAAAAGUGGUGCUGGAAAAUUACCAUUAAGAUGGAUGGCACUAGAAAGCAUGACCCAUCAGAAAUAUACAACGUUCAGUGAUGUAUGGUCCUUUGGAAUUUUAUUGUGGGAAAUUGUUACAUUGGGAGGCAACCCUUAUCCUGGAGUGAACACUCACGAUCUUUUACCUUUGCUUAAACAGGGUUACCGGAUGGAACGGCCAGUGAAUUGCAGUCAAGAAUUAUAUGCAAUAAUGAUUAACUGCUGGCAGGAACACCCCAAGGAUAGACCAACCUUUGCCGAAUUGGUUAGAACGUUAGAAAGCCUUUUGGAAAAGGAUGCCCACUACAUCAAUAUGGAAUUAUAAACUUCUAUAUUGUUUGGAACAUUUUAUGCAAUUAUGACUCACAGUAUUAAUUUGUUGAUAGACAAAGUAACAUGAAUGUAGAUAUUUUAAAACAAGACUGAUUUUUAUAUUUUGCGUUGUCCACUGUUAAAAAUUGAAAUUAUCAAAUUAUGUAUACGUAAAUAAAUACCAAAAAUUAAAUAUUUACAUUAUAUAUAGGUAUAUAAAUAUAUAUUUAAUAUUACAGUAUUUGCUAAAUUAG